AUGGGAAAUAUGAGGCGCAUUGCAGGCGACUUGUCGCCAAAAGCUUCGGACCCGCUUGAGGUCGCAGGGGAAGGAACAGAUCCCGCCCCAGAUAACGCAGACAACAGUGGCAUCGCUGCCACAGCGGGUGGAGCUUCUCCUUCCUGGAGGUACCGCGGGAAAAGGGCUCGAGCGACUACGGCUGCAAUUGCUGCUGUUGCAGUGAUAGUGGUGUGUGGGGUUCGUUACAUCAUGUCCGGAAGGUCUCCAUCAUACGUGAAGGCGUCACAGCUGGGACUUGUCGAUGCGUCACAGCCGUCAGUGGGCGACGUGUCAGAGCCGUCACUGGACGACGUGUCAGAGCCGUCACUGGAUGAUGCGUCACAACUACCGCUGGACGAUGCGAGCAUGCAGAAGUACAUGAACGACUUCAAUGAAGCAGCAGAGGAGAUGGAAAAGGCUUUCCCCAAAAAAUCGAGCGUGCGUAAAGCUUUUCAACUAAACUUCACACCGUCGCUGGAGGAUGGUGAAAAUCUCUUGAAAAACCCUCUGGCGAUCAUCAAAGACCACGUUGCCAAGAUGCGAGAAUGCAAAGUUCCAUCUGCUUCUUCUCCGCAGGCGCGGCGGGACUUCGCCCAACACUUGCAGCUACUACGCAGCAUUUGUCGGGCAACCACGCUUCGCGUCAACGAAUUAACCUCGUUCUCCGUUGAGAACAAGCAAUUUCGCGUAGCCCUGCCUUUUUUUCGAGACGGCGAACCGUCUAGUCACCAUGCGCACAAAGACCUUGCAGAAUGGGGAGGAAUGGGUUGGGAUGCAGCUCACUUCUUGAGGAGUUGGGGGCUGUCUGCUGGUUAUAGCGAUCGACAGGUGCCAGGAGCCUUCGCUUUCAUGCUAAGAUGGUUGUUGGAAAUUGAGAAGAGAUAUAACGACGCCAACUUGAACGCCCGAUAUUAUUUCAUGGAAUUUCUUCAACCAUUUGAAGGAGACGGCACUUUAAACCCCGCUCAUGCUCCUGCCGAACACAAGAUUCCAUACACUGGAAAGCCAUUUCGAACAUCAGCUCUUGCAGACGCAGCUGCGCAUGUAUUCCGCGAAUCCGAUGCCACUACGAAUUACGCAUUCGUACGAAAGCUGAAUCGAAUUGCAGAUAAUUGGUCGAACGAAGGAGUGGCGGCAGCUGUGAAGCAGCAAGAGAAGGAAAAUGUGGACAAUGCCCAAGAGAGGCUGGAGACUAAGAGGGAGCUUAUGCGACGGCUGCUAAGCGAAGGAAUCCCAGAGGAUGACCUGGUGAUAAUUGCAUUGUUCCUUUUAUAG
This is a messenger RNA of Eimeria mitis, 1296 nucleotides long. RefSeq lists its product as uncharacterized. The transcript has a single exon. The record is from RefSeq and is a predicted model, not a curated record. Lineage: Eukaryota; Apicomplexa; Conoidasida; Eucoccidiorida; Eimeriidae. The coding region runs from base 1 to 1296 and encodes 431 amino acids.